AUGGUAAGGGAAAGUGUUGAAAUGGACAAGAGGAGUUAUGUUUUUGUGUUGAAAGGGUGUAGUGUUUUGGAGGGGGUGGGAGGUUCAGUGCAUUGUAGGAUUUGGAAAGUUGGAUUCUUCAAUGAUUUGAUUGUGAGGAAUGGUUUGAUUCAUUUUUAUGGAGAGAGCGGGAAAGUGGUCGAUGCACAGAAGGUGUUUGAUGAAAGUCCUGUAAGGGAUGUGGUUACCUGGACUAGCUUGAUUGAUGGGUAUGUGAAGAGGAAUAUGGUUGAUGAGGCAUUGGGGUUGUUUGAGUUGAUGUGUUCAAAUGGUGUUGAGUUUAAUGAUGUAACGAUGAUAACGGUGUUUUCUGCGUGUUCGUUGAAGGGGGAUUUGAGUUUGGGGAAAUCGGUUCAUGAACUCGUGGAGAAAAGAGGUGUGAAAUGCAGUCUUAAUUUGAUGAAUGCUGUAUUGGAUAUGUAUGUGAAGUGUGGUUGUUUGCCUAUGGCUAAAGAGAUUUUCGAUAAGAUGGAAAUAAAGGAUGUCUUUUCUUGGACAAGUAUGAUCCACGGUUAUGCCAAAAAUGGGGAGGUAGACAUGGCCAAAAAGUGUUUUAGUGAUAUGCUUGAGAGAAAUAUAGUUUCUUGGACUGCGAUGAUUGCGUGCUACUCGCAAAAUAAUAGACCUUGGGAGGCCCUUGAACUCUUUCAUGAAAUGGAGAAACAAGGUUUGGUUCCCAUAGAGAGCACUUUGGUUUCUGUGCUCUCUGCUUGUGCUCAAUCUGGUUCUUUGGAUUUUGCUCGACGAAUUCAUGAUUACUAUAUUAAGCAAAAACGGGUUAAAUACAGCGUGAUCUUGGCAAACGCAUUAAUAGACAUGUACGGCAAAUGUGGAAGCAUGGAUGUUGCUCGAGAUCUCUUUCACGAAAUGCCAGAAAGAGAUUUGGUCUCUUGGAAUUCAGUAAUCGUAGGAUGUGCUUCUCAUGGGCUCGCCGAGAAGGCCCUCAAUCUUUUUGAACAAAUGAAAUGUACGGGAUUCAAGCCCGAUAGCAUCACAUUUGUGGGUGUUUUAUCGGCAUGCGCUCAUGGUGGAUUGGUCAAUCAAGGCUGGGAAUACUUUAGGAGUAUGGAAUUAAAUGGAUUGUUGGCUGAGGUAAUACACUAUGCUUGCAUGGUUGAUUUACUGAGUAGAUCUGGGCAUCUGAAAGAAGCUUAUAAUCUUAUAAAACAAAUGCCAAUGGAACCCGAUAAAGCUGUUUGGGGUGCUCUGCUUAAUGGUUGUCGGAUGCAUGGAAAUGUUGAGCUGGCCAAGGUCGCUGCGGAGAAACUUAUAGAAUUAGAUCCUCAAGAUAGUGGUAUUUAUGUGCUUCUUGCAAGUCUGUGCGCAGAUGAGAGGAAAUGGGCUGAUGUUAGAAUGGUUAGAACUUUGAUGAGAGCUAAAGGCGUCAAGAAGAAUCCAGGAUAUAGUUUGAUGGAGGUCGAUGGUAAUUUUUACGAAUUUGUGGUUGCUGAUGACUCACACCCCCAAUCUCGGGCAAUAUAUAGAAUGCUCGAUGAGAUUAUGUUGCUCUCUAAAUUGGAAGAGUAUGUUUCUGAUGCGCAACCUGCUGAUGAAUUCUCUUGA
Molecule: messenger RNA, 1602 nt
Organism: Nicotiana tabacum (common tobacco)
Lineage: Eukaryota; Viridiplantae; Streptophyta; Magnoliopsida; Solanales; Solanaceae
Source: RefSeq, a predicted model, not a curated record